This is a messenger RNA of Marchantia polymorpha subsp. ruderalis, 4265 nucleotides long. NCBI's taxonomy places the organism in Eukaryota, Viridiplantae, Streptophyta, Marchantiopsida, Marchantiales, Marchantiaceae. The record is from the annotation of a GenBank genome assembly.
CUUAUACAAUUUCAUUGAUGUGAUAUAUGCGGUCUAGUACUCCUUUCCAGACCGUGUGGGUUUAACACCGACCGUAACUAAUGGUUGGACAUGACGUGACAAGAUUCCGGCCGUCCGUUACCUUAAACCCAAGCAAUGUUUGUUUUCCGCUUCUGCAUCGAUGUUUCCCUUCUGCUUCUAUCACGCUCUCGUCUCGAUGUUCUAUCGAAGAAUUUGAAUUCGUCAGCAUUGGAGGGUAGAAAAAGAGGCGAAAGUAGGUCUCUAACUCGACGUUCGGUUGGACGUCUAAUUGUUCCGCUGGCAUUGGCCGGCAUUUUUCACAAUGAGCGGAGGUGUGGGUUCACCCCCAGCUCGUGAUACCUUGCAGAGCCAUGAUAGCUCUCCUCAAGAUACUCCAGACAGUGGUGGUCGCCAGCAAUUUCGACGAUACAGGAAAAGACGAUCGUCGAUUGGUUUGUUCUCAGGCGCGGACGAGGUCAAGGGACCUCUACCAUUUGGUGGUGGUUUUGGAUCUCCAACGGGUGAGCGAUACGCUUCUCCUCAGUCCUUGCCGGAUGCCUCGCCCUGGGAGCGAUGGGAUUCAGGAGGAGAAGAUUUGAAGACACCGAUUCCGAGAAAGCUGUUUGGCACAGGAGAAGGUCGUGAGGUAGGAGAUUUGACAGAAGGGUUGAAUGUGCCCAUCAGCCAUGCCCGGACUCCAACGACCCGUGAACAACAACGUAGAGUCACGCUGACUGCCACUCCGAUUUCUUCUCCUAUCAUAUUGAAAACUGUCAAGAAGGAGGACCAGCUGGAGGUAACUGACAGUGCGGAGGAGUCUUUUGCGCGUUUUGCUGGAAUUUUAGAUGCGACUUUUCAAGGUCACUUUUCCUUUCCAGAGCUGAUGUUACAGUAUGAAGCAGUAUGUCGUGAUCUUGUGGAUCUUGUCAGAGAGGAAGCCUCAGAGACGCAUCGAGUGACAGAGGACCGCCUGAUGAGGCAGAAGGCUUUGAUGCUUCAUGGAGAAGCUGCUUCUUGGUCCCUCUUGUGGUAUUUAUUUGGCAAGAGUAGCGAGGAAAUGUAUCUGGAUGAUGACGAUGAUACUCCUGUCACAUCUGAGGAAGAAGCUUGUGAGUUUAUCGCAAGUGAUCAAAAUGCCCAACUUUGCUCCCGUAUUGUUCAAUGGCUGGAAACCCUCGCUUCAAAGGAAUUGGACUACGAGAAGAAACACAAGGGCUGGUACGCCGGGUCAUAUGCUCAAAAGCUUGGAGUGUGGCGACAUACUCAGAGCGCCAUUAGGAAGAAGACAGGUGGUAUCGUUCAGCAUCUAGACCCAGAUGCUCCUUCUCGAGAGCAGGCUCAACUUCACUCGGAGGAUCAGAAAUUGGAGGAAAGUCUUUUGGAGGAUGUAUGGAAGCUACUUCUUGCAGGAAGACUAGAAGAGGCUCAAGAUCUUUGUCGUUCAGCUGGACAGGCUUGGAGGGCAGCUAGUUUAGGUGGUUGUGGUGAGCUAGGGCCAUCACCCACUGUAGAAGCCUGGAAGCGCAAAUCUAGGGACUGGAGUCCCAACGCCUAUGGCAGAGGAAGAGAUCGGAGCUUGAAGGCUGUUGAACUAGAGAGUGGAUCCGGUCAUCAGCGGCGUCUUUGGAAAUGGGCCUGCUUUGCUGCAUCUAAUAACAUAGGAGACGGUCCACAUGAGUCAAAGUACGAAGCUGCCAUAUUUGCAUCGCAGUGUGGAAAUGUGAAACGCAUGCUACCUGUAUGCUUCACUUGGGAGGCUGCUUGUUGGGCAAUGGUAAGAUCGUGGCUCGAUGUCGAAGUGGACCUGCAGUUGUCUUCUGCCUCCAUUCUAAAAUCACCUCAAGAAAUCAAUGACGAAUCUACUGGAGGACCUGAGCUCUGGCCACAGCCAGUCGUUUAUCAACAACCUCGGGACUUGCAUUCCCUCUUUCAGAAACUUCUCACAGGGGAUCUUGUCAACGAAGCCGUGCGUAGAAGUUGCAAAGAGCAACAGCGCCUUGUUCAGAUGGACCUCAUGUUAGGAGAUAUUACUCACCUUCUGGAAUUGCUAAGAACGUGGAUAGCACCAUCUCAAGAUACCAGGGAUUCGUCAAGGCCUCACGGUCAUCCACAGAUGAUACGCUUUGGUGCCCAUUUGGUCUUGGUUUUACGGUAUAUAUUGAAUGAUGAGAUGAAAGAACAAUUCAAGGAAAAGCUUUGGCUUAUUGGUGACCUGAUUCUCAACACAUAUGCAAUUUUCCUUUUCACGCAGAGAAAGGAAGAGCUUGUAGGUGUCUACGCGUCUCAACUAGCACCACACUUAUGUGUGGAGUUGUACGUGCAGAUGAUUGAGCUAAGAGAGAAUGAAAGCGUUCCAGUCAAGUACAAAAUCUUCAAGUCAGCUAUAGAGUACCUGCCAUUCAUUUCAGAGGAUGGAACAAAAGGCAGUUUCUCUGACAUUAUUUCCAGAGUCUUGAGUAAAUCUCGAGACAUCAAGUCUGAUUCCCGGCCUCUUGCAAAGGUGGAAAUCUCAGGGCAGCGACUCCAAACUGUACGUAAGGCACAUGCAGUGCAGUGGCUCUGCUUUUUACCUCCUCCGAGCUUGUCCAGCGUGGAAGUUUUACGAGCUGAACUUCUAGCACGAGCCUUGGAAUACAGCAAUGUACUCUUUCGGGAGUACUCGCUUAGUUGCCUUUGGAGAACUCCGGAGAUGCCUGUUGGGGCUCAUGUGUUAUUGGGUCAUUUAGCAGAACCCUUGAAUCAGCCCACUGAUGCUCUACUCUCUUUAGACCAGCUUCGAGUGCAAGAAAACCUCCAGGAGUUCGAGGAGUGGAGGGAAUACUAUGCCUGUGAUGCUCUCUACCGAAACUGGCUGAAAAUUGAACAAGGCAACUCAGUAGUACCAAGUGAUGAACUUUCUUCAGAUGAGAAGGAACGUGCUGCUACAGCAGCCCAACAAGCCCUGGAUGCUGCUUCCUCAUUGCUUCAAAGAAACCAUGGUAUGUGGUUGGCUGGAGUUGAUGAUGUAGCUGAAGAUGAUCUGGCCCCCGACUGGAUCGAACUGCAAUGCACUGGGAUGUUAAGUUCUUCCUCAGGAUCGUCACUGGUGCCUGAUGCAUCUGUAUGCACAGCUCUAGUUGAUGCCCUCUAUAACUGCGGAGCGAUCCAGGGUGUACAAAGGCAACUGACGGUAGACGUUACGGUGAAUGGGAAGGAUCACAGUCUUGUAGACAUUCUUCUUCGCUGCUUGCCAGUUAAAGGGGAUGGGCUGGGCUCAAACACAGACUAUGAUGGUGGUCUACUUGCGUCCAUCAUUGCAUAUGCUGUGAAAGGAGAACUUCCUCACUUUCGAGCUGGUAUAGUGUUAGAAGUCCUACGAUUAGAUGCUUGGUAUAUCAGUGGAGAUGGCAUACAACAGGUUCAAGCUGGUUAUAUAGUGCAGGGUCUCUGUAGGCGAUGCUGCUUGCCAGAAUUAAUUCUUCGCAGCAUGCAGGUAAAGGCUGCACUAGCAGCGGCAUCAGUGGAAGUAGAUGACGAAGACUGUGAUGUUCUGGAGUUGGUCGCCUCGAAGGAGUAUGAGUUGUAUCAACUGUUUAGUCAGAGACAAUUGCAGGAGCUUUUGCAAUUUGAGAGACGUGCUAGGAUCUAUUCUCUGGAGGUUUUGGAAGCCUCCGGAUUUUUCAGCGACACUUCUGUUCCCCUUCAAAAUAUGCAAGAGACUUAGUUUGCAUAUUGCUCAUUAAUUUCCACAUCAAACGUACUCAAAACCCUUUGCUUUUCAGUUGAUGCCUUGCUGCCAAGGUUUCAAGUACAUGUAACACAUGUCUCAGAUCAGAAGAAAGAAGCAUGUACGUCGCUGUCUCUAGCUUUGACAUUUUGUACAGAAAGAUAUGUGACAGGGAUUAUUUCGAGGACAAGUUUCGGGCAGCUUUGGAUGUCAGAAUGUUUAGAUGGCUCUAGAAACAAACCAGUUGGAGGGGAAAUUUCCGGAAGCAGUCAGACCUGACGAUAGGUGAUACUGUACUCUCACCUGUUCUUGCAUGGUCAAAGGCCAACUCAUCAGAAAUGCCGAAGUAAUUACGGACGGUGCCUUCUUAUACCUACCUUGUUAUGGAAGAAGACUUUUGAGAUGGCGACAUGGGCAUACGUCUCAGAUGAUUCGAGUCGUUCACCCCCCUGAAUAGGACAACUCCCAGUGUGUUUUUUACUGUGGAAGCCAUGGCAAAUAUAUGCAGUUGUUCUCUCUUUAUUCAAGUUAUAAUCCAGAGAAUCGAGAUUCCACUUUC